Molecule: messenger RNA, 781 nt
Organism: Colletotrichum destructivum
Lineage: Eukaryota; Fungi; Ascomycota; Sordariomycetes; Glomerellales; Glomerellaceae
Exons: 1
Coding region: 53-418 (121 amino acids)
Source: RefSeq, a predicted model, not a curated record
UGUCUCGAGACAGCCCCAGCUCACAACCUCCCCCUUCCUUCAGUUACCCCAAAUGUCAACUUAUACGCAUCAAUGCAGUGCACGCUCACACGCAACUGCCAUAGGCAUUGGCCGGCGUCGCGCCCUCACUCCUCGCUCAUCUCGAUACGGUCUACUGCCCUUGUCCAGGGCUUUGGUUCUUCAUGACAUGGCCUCUCUAUGCAACUCUUUAUAUACACACACUCACACACACACACACACAUCCCACCAAUUGUACUGGUAUGGAUACACUCGGUGCAACCACACUCGGAUUCCCCUAAACCGUCUUUUGAAUCUCAAAUUUUCCGCGCCAUUGCCCGCACCAUAUCGUUCAUUCCGCCAAAUAAGGCGAAAGCCCUCCCACGACUUACACACCACACGCAUAGGUGGUGCAAGAUAACCGCAAGUCAAACGACGCCUGCCAAUAUUUCCCCGCCGUUCAUCCCUGAGUGGGGAAACCCUCCCGCUGCUACGUAACUGGUGGGAUCCCCUACGUCAAUUGCCCUCCCUCCCUCGUCCUCUCCAACGUGGUUCCCCGUCCGGAUCGACGUUGCCCAGCGUUCGAGACAUGGCUGUUUUACGUCUACGAGUCAUUGAGCUUGUGUGUGAUCCCGCGCAACCGAUGCGAUGGCCGACUUCAUGUUCUGCCAUGGCUGCCAGCUGUUCGGGCGCUCAUCUUGAUAUACAAGAAUCGCUGCAGCCGGGACAUGCCCUUGGAAAAACGUUUGGCGACCGGUCCAUGGUCGUGUCAGACGACCGCGAU